Messenger RNA from Monascus purpureus, 1865 nucleotides. The record is from the annotation of a GenBank genome assembly. Lineage: Eukaryota; Fungi; Ascomycota; Eurotiomycetes; Eurotiales; Aspergillaceae.
GUUUUGGCCUCUGCACCUGGUCACGAUGCACAGUGUAGGAGGCUUUUGUACGCUGUUUCUUACUGUCCGUGUAGGAUUGAGCUGCGAAGCGGGUACUGGAGGAGCAGAAAGAAACGGCCCAGGCCGGUCCAACCAGAUCGAGAGUGUUUUGAGUUUUCUAUAUAGUUUCUGCCUUCUCUUUUCUUCUGCUUCGAGCGUUGCGUGUUUUUCCUCCUCCACGUGACCCCACAUCGCCUGGUUUGAAGUUUCUCGUGCAGUGCAAUAAUUAAUAUCUUCAACAAUCCAGUUCAACUUUCAGUUUUGUCUUCAGCUCUGUUCUGUCCGGUUCCGUUCUGUCCUUCGCGUUGCUUGAUUCAUCCAUGUAUCCCUCCGGCUCGGUGUUCCCUACUGGCCUCGACCGGCCCCGUCGUCGUCCUCUUCAACAACAACAACAGCAGGAGCAAGCUUCCUGAGCCAUCCCACGUCCUACGAGGUACCAUUGUUCGCCAAUGCUGCCUAUUUUCCAAAUUGGAGAGCGUACCGGGGGCAGUAUCCGUCUUCAUUCAGACUGGGUUUCGUCUCUCACAUCUUCUAUGCUUUUGCUUGGUAUAUAUAACUAAAACAAACCAAAGAAAGAAAAGAAAAAAGAAAAAGAAAAGAAGAAAAUUAAAAUAAGAAUGAAUUCUGCUGCAAUUUUCGAACACCGGUAGUUGACUUUGUGAAUUUCUCUUUGUCUAGGGUUAAACAAGACGGCACUGUUUAUUUGAGCGAUGAGUGGGCCGAUUCCCAAAUGCCUGUGGAUGGCACCCAGGGGUGUCUCAGGGCUUUCACCCAGCUGAGAAACCAGCACUCCAAGAUCAAGAUCAUCCUCUCCAUCGGUGGCGGAGGGAAAGGCAGUGAGAACUUUGCUAUCGUGGCUAGACAUCCUUCACGGGCCGAGACCUUUGUACGGACGGCGAGGGAGCUGGUGGAUCGGUUCUCUUUGGAUGGAGUCGACAUUGACUGGGAACAUCCUUCCGACGCAGUACAAGGGGCAGACUAUCUGAGUCUCCUCCGUCGGCUUCGUCAAGGGUUUCCUCCCCCUAAAUAUGUCGUCACGACAUGUCUCCCCGCCGGGGAAUGGGCGCUGCAGCAUAUCGACCUAUUCGCGGCGCAGAACUAUCUCGAUCUGAUCAAUAUCAUGGCAUACGACUUUUCCGGCCCCUGGACAACCCAAACGGGGCAUCAGUCCCAGCUGUACAGCUCGGGAGCAACGUCGACAUCUUGUCAAUCAGCCGUAUCAUACGUCCUGGCACAAGGCGUGAGUCGCAAGAAGAUUCUGCUCGGAGUGCCCGCGUACGGACGGUCGUUCCUGGGCAGUGACGGUGUCGGGCAGACAUAUAGCGGGAUCGGAGGGGAAGACGGGACGUUUGAUUACUGCGAUCUGCCACGGCCCGGAGCGACGGAGCAUCACGAUGAGAAGGCCGGGGCGGCGUACUGUGUUGGUGGGGAUGGUGGUUUUGUGAGCUACGACACGCCGCGAACGGUUCAGCAGAAGGCCAAGUUCGUGACGCAGAUGAAGCUGGGAGGGAUGUUUUAUUGGCAUAUUGGGUCCGACAUGAAGGGGACGAGGAGUUUGAUUGAGACGGGCUACAAUACGAUGCAUGAUAUGUAGGCUUUCUCUUGUACUGUCUAGCAUUGUCCCGAGGGCAGCAUGGAGAGAGGAAAAGGAACAAAAACAACAGGUGACUGCGUCAUUGCGUACGUGUCUUCUGCUAUACAGGAUACUCUCUACAAGCCAUGACGAAUACAAUAAUGAAUUGAUGCAUAGACCUGGAUGUAAGUGACAAAUUAAGCAAGGUAAGUACCUGAUGAACAUUGUUGAUAAGAGUACUCUUCAGCCCUAG